AUGGCGGCCGCCAUGAUGGAUCCUACAGGUGUAGGGUUUUUGUUACAGGCUUCAGCCGUUAUUGUCACGAUUGUAGUCUUGUUUGUGAUACAGAUCACAUUUGGAAUGAUAGCUUUUCGGUCAAGAUGUCAGAAUUUAUUUACAAUUUUAUUGAUAUCCGCAGUAGGGCUAUCUGUGCAAAGUGUUUUGAUUAUUGCUCUAUUCAAUAGUACAGACGGAUGGAGAAAUACUUUUCACGAAAGGCAUAUAUACAAUUGUGUGCCACGCAAUUCCAUUCAACAACAUGAAGAAGGCCAAGACAAUGCUGAAUAUAUCGAGUAUUGUGGGGAUUUUCGUAUGUUAUCCCUCGUUCUAUCAGUAGUACAUUUUGUUGUUUUAAUGGGACAGACACCAUUAAACAAUUCAUUCACAGACAAACGAAAAAUGCUGUAUUGUGGAGGUAUUGUAUACUUCUGUAUUGUUACCUGUAUCAUGGGCUGGGUUUAUUGGCCACCAAACCGUGAUAUAUCAUUCACUACUAUCAUUGAAUCUCUCCAUCAUGUCACUCUGCCGACCUGUUUACAAGCGGCGCGGGAACAGACUAUUCCUGUUCUGAUGGAAACAUUGGGUAUAUACGUACCAGCGUUAUGUAUAUUAUCACUAACCGAUGGAAAAUGGCAGCAAUGUGCUAUAUUCAAGAACUGUUUGACAGAAGAUGGUACUCACUGUGACGUUUGUUGCGGUGCCAAUGGACUUCUAAGUGACUGUUUUAUGUUUUAUGCAUUAAUUAUGGUAAUAUUGAGACCUGCGUUAUAUAUUUACUACUCUAUCUAUGAUUCUCAAAUAACGGAAAUUUUUGUAUUCGGUUGCAAUUUGUUUAUUCCCAUAGUUUUGUCGAUAAACGCAAUACCAUAUUUAAACAGCAUAUUCAUAAAAAGAAAACAUUUGAUAUAUGGCCAUGAAUCAAAUAUGUUCAUAGUAUGA
Molecule: messenger RNA, 963 nt
Organism: Ylistrum balloti
Lineage: Eukaryota; Metazoa; Mollusca; Bivalvia; Pectinida; Pectinidae
Exons: 2
Coding region: 1-963 (320 amino acids)
Source: RefSeq, a predicted model, not a curated record